UUCAUCUUUGGAUUUGGUUUUUGAGUGUUUCUUGAAAACCUUAUCUCUUCAACACUCUCUCUAAUUCUUCCUUCCUUCCUAUCCAUAAACCCUAGCAAAAACCCUAGCAAAAACAUGGCUUUUCUCCCUUGUCCAUUGAGAUAUAGCAAAAUUAACAGUCUUUUUCUACUGAGAAAGUCUUCAUCUUCACUAACAUCAAAAAGGGUGUCCAUUAAUUCCAUUUCCCAUAUCUUCAGUGACAAAUUUAGUCCCAGAAAUGCCCUCCCAGUACCUCAAGUUCACAGCUUUACCACUUCUUUAACUAUAUCAGCACCACCAAUGAACUGGGUUGAUGGUAAAUUUGGGUAUAGUGUUAAGGGGUUUCAUGGGGGUGGUUGUUGUUUGCAGGCUGCGACGGCGACGGCAAUGGCGAUGGUGGAUUUAGAAGAGGAUUGUGAAGAAGGGCUUGAGAUUUCGAAACUUGGGAUUUCUGAGGAAAUUGUUUCUGCUUUGGCACAAAGGGGAAUUACUAGUCUUUUUCCAAUUCAGAGAGCUGUUUUGGAACCAGCAAUGCAGGGGUCAGACAUGAUUGGCCGAGCUAGAACUGGAACUGGAAAGACACUAGCUUUUGGCAUUCCUAUCAUGGAUAAGAUCAUUCGCUUCAACAGAAAAAAGGGACGGGGAAGAAACCCUUUAGCAUUGAUCUUGGCUCCCACUAGAGAACUUGCACGCCAGGUGGACAAGGAAUUUUAUGAGUCUGCUCCUGUUUUGGAUACGCUGUGUGUUUAUGGUGGGGUACCCAUUUCACGCCAAAUGAGUACUCUUGACAGGGGAACUGACAUUGUUGUUGGGACACCUGGUCGUAUCAUUGAUUUGCUGAAGAGAGGGUCAUUAAAUUUGUCGGAUAUCCAGUUUGUUGUUCUAGAUGAAGCUGAUCAGAUGCUUAAUGUGGGAUUCGCAGAGGAUGUUGAAACCAUUCUAGAAAAUAUUAGGCAGAAACAUCAGACAAUGAUGUUUUCAGCCACGAUGCCAAGUUGGAUAUUGAAACUUACCAAGAAGUUCUUGAAGAAACCAAUUCACGUUGAUCUUGUAGGAGAUUCUGACCAGAAAUUAGCUGAUGGCAUUUCUUUGUAUUCAAUUGCUUGUGAGAUGCGUCAGAAACCAGCAGUUCUUGGACCCUUAAUAUCGGAGCAUGCAAAAGGAGGCAAGUGUAUUGUCUUCACUCAAACAAAGCGUGAUGCUGAUAGGUUGGCGGGUGCAAUGCAAAGAACUUUGAGGUGUGAAGCUUUGCAUGGAGAUAUCUCACAAAGCCAGAGGGAGAGAACUCUAUCUGGUUUCCGACAAGGUCAAUUUAAUGUAUUGGUGGCCACCGAUGUUGCUGCCCGAGGACUUGAUGUACCUAAUGUUGAUCUGGUGAUACAUUACGAACUUCCGAACAAUUCAGAGAUCUUUGUUCAUCGAUCUGGUCGAACUGGACGUGCUGGUAAGAAAGGAAGUGCCAUUCUCAUGCAUUCCUCAAAACAGCAUAGGGAUGUAAAAGGUAUUGAACAUGAUGCCGGAUGCAGAUUUACUGAGCUCCCAACAAUUAAAGUAGAGGCUGGAGCAGCAGAAAUGUAUAGUGAAAUGGGAAAAGAUGUUGGCCGCCUUGGCUCCUCUGGAGGAGGCACCAUGCGUAGUCGAUCUAGUGAUUUUGGUGGAGGUCGUUCUGGUGGCUAUGGAGGUGGAGGUCGUUCUGGUGGCUAUGGAGAGGUGGAGGUCGUUCUGGUGGCUAUGGAGGUGGAGGUCGUUCUGGUGGCUAUGGAGGUGGAGGUCGUUCUGGUGGCUAUGGAGGUGGAGGUCGUUCUGGUGGCUAUGGAGGUGGAGGUCGUUCUGGUGGCUAUGGAGAUAAGAGCAGCAAGUUUGGUCGAGAAGGCUCUUCAUCUUCUGUUCGAACAGGUGGAUAUGGUGCAACUGGUUCAGGAAGAUCAAGAGGUGGCUUUAGUGGACCUAGCUCGGGCCGCUCAGGAAAGUUUGGUGGUGGUUCAGGAGACACACGAGGCUCAAAACGUUUGGGUGGUUUCCGUAACUUUGGUGAUUUUGGAAGCUCCAAAAGUUCAAAUCAGUCGACUAAUUUUGCAGAAGAGUUUGGUUCAGGCCGUUCUAGAAGAUUUGGAGAUUCAGAUUAUGACCGAAACAACCGUUCUAGCCGUUUUGAUGUCUUCGGAGAUGACAAGGAUAGUGGUGAAUGGUGAUCAGAGUUGGGGGAGGAACUAUUUCCAACUCUGUUGCAAGGAGGCGUGGCCACUCAAUAGAUGACGGUGAAGAUGAAACUCCGAUAUGUGAAGUAUGUGUGUUGAUUACCAGGUGCUGUAGAGUAGCAGCAGCUGCAGAUGGUGAUGCUACAACUCGUUACAGUAGAAAAUAACACUUCAACAUUCACUUGAUCUCGAAAGGUACCUACAUGCUAUAUGUAACCGAUAGCUUACCAAGUUCUUACCAUUGCUGGCGUUAUGUUUCUUCGCUUUAUGUUUAUAAUCUUUGAUCUCAAGCUUGAAAUGAAUAUUUUUUGCAAGAGAUCAUGUUGGUACUUGCUAGUAGUAGUGGUUGUAAUGUUCAGUAUAAAUUUUGGACAAACCUUGACUUUAUUAUUAGGAUGUAUUGAAUUGUUGAAUCAACAGGUGAAAAGGCUUACAGUGGAAAGUAUAUUGUUUUUCUUUUGCA
Molecule: messenger RNA, 2679 nt
Organism: Solanum tuberosum (potato)
Lineage: Eukaryota; Viridiplantae; Streptophyta; Magnoliopsida; Solanales; Solanaceae
Product: DEAD-box ATP-dependent RNA helicase 53-like
Exons: 9
Coding region: 115-2274 (719 amino acids)
Cellular component (GO): cytosol
Molecular function (GO): RNA helicase activity; nucleic acid binding; ATP binding
Source: RefSeq, a predicted model, not a curated record